Messenger RNA from Iphiclides podalirius (scarce swallowtail), 867 nucleotides. The record is from the annotation of a GenBank genome assembly. Lineage: Eukaryota; Metazoa; Arthropoda; Insecta; Lepidoptera; Papilionidae.
AUGAACCGUUAUGUGGUGCUACAACAACUGGGCGACGGCACGUAUGGUUCAGUGGUACUGGCACAGAGACGAGAUACCGGUGAAAAGGUGGCUAUAAAACGUAUGAAGCGGAAGUAUUACUCAUGGGAUGAAGCUAUGAACCUGCGCGAGGUGAAGUCCUUAAAGAAGCUAAACCAUGCGAAUAUUGUGAAGUUACGAGAAGUGAUUCGGGAAAACGACACGCUGUAUUUCGUCUUCGAAUAUAUGAGAGGCAAUCUGUAUCAGCUGAUUAGAGACGCGGAGCGGCCGUUUCCGGAACCGGUGCUCCGCAAUAUUUUGUAUCAGGUGUUGCAAGGGCUCGCUCAUAUGCAUCGUCACGGUUUCUUCCAUCGCGACCUCAAGCCGGAAAACUUACUUUGCGCCGGUCCCGAGCUGGUGAAAAUCGCGGACCUGGGCCUCGCGCGGGAGAUCCGCUCGCGGCCGCCGUACACCGACUACGUGUCGACGCGCUGGUACCGCGCGCCGGAGGUGCUGCUGCACGACACGCGCUACGGCGCCCCCAUCGACCUGUGGGCGCUGGGCUGCAUCGCCGCGGAGCUGUACACGUGUCGGCCGCUGUUCCCCGGCAAUUCGGAGAUCGACCAGCUGUACAAGAUCUGCGCCGUGCUCGGCACGCCCGAGCGCGGCGAGUGGCCGGAGGGCUACGCGCUGGCGGACGCGCUGCGCUUCCGCUUCCCGGCCAGCGCGGGCGUGGCUCUGGCGCGGGUGGUGGGCGGCGCCUCGGCCGCCGCGCUGGCGCUGCUCAACGCGCUGCUGCGCUACCCGCCGCGCGAGCGCCCCACCGCGCCCCAAGCGCUCCGGUACCACAUCGCUUGCACGUGGCGCACU